AUGACGGGAGAAAAGGCUUCAUACGUCACCAUCGAUGUAUUCACAUCGCAACGUCUCAAGGGAAACCAACUCGCCGUGGUCGACAUCACCAAUAAAUCCCUAACCCACCAGCGCAAGCAACAAAUUGCCCGCGAGUUCAAUUUCUCCGAAAGCGUUUUCCUGACUCAUGGCGGUCCGGGACGAAACCCGCGCGCCGAGAUCUUCACGCCCGUGAAUGAGAUGGAAUUCGCCGGUCAUCCCGUUAUUGGGACAGGGCAUGUCUUGUUCCAAGGCUUGUUGGGUUCGUAUGGCGCGGGCCAGAGUAUGGCGUUAGACACCAAGGCGGGGCCGGUUACGAUUGAGUAUGAUCCAGCUGUGAAGCUCGUCUCGGCCGGGAUUCCGCAUAAUGUGCAUGUUCAUGAGAAGCAAGCCGCUCUUUCUGCUCUUGUGGCGACACAGAAGAGCCUGGCUGAUGUGUCGGGUCUCGACUGCACAUACCCCAUCGUAUCUAUGGUGAAGGGAGUCACCUAUGUGCUGAGCGAUUUUACAAAGCAACCUGAUGCGUUUGCUAAUUUGGCACCGGGACCAAGCCCGACUAUUGCCUUGGACGAUGAGUGGAGUCCUUCGUUCGUUGGAGUCAUGUAUUAUCGGACUCUGCAGUCUCACAUUGAGAACGAAACAACUAUCUGGGACCUCCGUGUGCGCAUGAUUGCCAUCGAUCUGGAGGAUCCGGCGUGUGGAAGUGGAUCGUGUGCCUUGGGCGCGUAUCUCGCCUUACAAUCUGGACAGCAGAGCCGCAAGCACCGAUUCAAUAUCAACCAAGGGUCGGAAAUCGGACGAGAUAGCCAGAUCGUCGUCAACAUCGAGCUGAAUGAGUCACGAGACAAGGUGGAGAGUAUGCAGCUCGCUGGUCCGGCGGCUUUGGUGACUCAAGGCAAGAUCUUCUUAAAUUAG
Aspergillus chevalieri is the source of this 933-nucleotide messenger RNA. Its product is annotated as PhzF family phenazine biosynthesis protein. The transcript is spliced from 3 exons. Gene Ontology annotation, molecular function: isomerase activity. The coding region runs from base 1 to 933 and encodes 310 amino acids. The record is from RefSeq and is a predicted model, not a curated record. Gene Ontology annotation, biological process: biosynthetic process. NCBI's taxonomy places the organism in Eukaryota, Fungi, Ascomycota, Eurotiomycetes, Eurotiales, Aspergillaceae. Gene Ontology annotation, cellular component: cytoplasm.